AACGGAUUAAAAUUUGUGUUCUGUGGGAACUGUCAGUGCCAUAGAUGUACUUGGAUGUACUAUGAUCAGUGUCAGUUGUGUCAACUGUAACUUUAGGUCACGUCAUUUUGAUCUUUAGAACAUUAACCUCAUUCCAAAUCGCCAAGAUGAGUUUGCAGUGGACGAUAAUCGCCGGGUUUUUGUACGCAGAAAUCGCAGUAGUACUUCUUUUGGUACUCCCCGUUGCUUCCCCAAGAAGAUGGAACUCUUUCUUCAAAUCGAAGUUUUUGCAAGGUUUACAGAAGCAAGCCGGAUUUUACUUCUUGAUGCUUCUGGGCAUUCUGGUAUUGUUCCUUCUUGACGCCAUUAGGGAAAUGAGAAAAUAUUCUAAUCUAGAAGCUGAAGAACAUGGCCAUGCCCACCUCGAUCGUGAGAUGCAAGGCAGCAUGAGACUCUUCAGAGCCCAACGCAACUUCUACAUCUCCGGUUUCGCUUUGUUCCUGUCACUUGUCAUCAGAAGACUUGUUAUUCUAAUCUCUGAACAGGCUACUUUACAAGCCCAAUCAGAAGCUUCAAUGAGACAAGCCCAGAGUGCAACUACUGCAGCUAAGAGCUUGUUGGCCCAACGUGGAGAAGUAGCACAAAAUGAGAGCAAUGAAGCUCAUGACCAGGUAAACGAACUCAAGACAAAAAUUCAGAAACUCGAGGACGAAUUAAAAACAGAACAGAAAGAUAAGACUGCCAUAAAGAGCCAAGCUGAGAACUUGGCCAAGGAAUACGACAGAUUGGCCGAAGAGCACAGCAAACUACAAAAGAAGGUGACAAUCCAGGGAGCCGAGAAGAAAGGAGAAUAAUGUACAUUAAAAAACGUUGAUUGCACAUCCUAUAACUAUUUAUAAUAAAAAGCUUUGGUUGUAACAAGCUCUAGUGUAAAUAUGAUAAGAUUUGGUGAUUGGCUAUAGUGAGAGAUAUGCUAUUUUUUAAUAAUAUUCGAAUAGUAGAUGAAAAAAUUUGUCUUAAAAUUAGUUCUUCAAAAUCUUUGUUUCCAUUUUCAUUAGAGGUCACUGGAGAAAGUUUUUUAUUAACAAGGGGAAGAAUUUUGAAAGACUGCACUGCUUUUCAGCCAAGAAAACGCCACUUCAACCAUUUACAUUAGGUAAACAUACAUUAAGGGGAUUUGUAUAUCUAUUCUAUCAUAUAUUAGAUCUCUUCUGCCGAUCUGGAUAGUCAAGCCAGAUCAAUUCAAAACCACAUAAAUAUCUUUGAUAUGCCUCAUAUGUGAACAGACGAUUAAGUAAUUGCAAAAUCUUUUUCAUUUUAUCAAACGUAACAUAAAGCUCUCUAAUAGGGCAUUCCACAAUGCUGUAAAAAUUAAAUCAAUAUGGCGGCUGGGAGGCAAACAAUUUUGUUUUUUACAUGAAUUAAUUUAAUAUUUUCACUGGAAGAAUCCACUUUAAAAAGAUAAUAUGCCUCAUUUCUGUUGUGUUUUGGAAAAGUAUGGAAUGCGAAGUAAUCGUGAUAAAGUUCAGUUUUAUCGGUUACCAUUAGUGCUACAUUUUAAGCAUAAAACCAACUGAACUAAAUAAGUUAUGAUCUGAGAGACAUAAACAAUGGUUAAAUGCUAUAAAUGUCCUAUAAAAAUGCUAAAUAACUAUUUCCAUGUUACUUACGCUUGGAAAACUGUCUCCACUGUAGGUUAAGUCAGACUCCUUGAUGGAAAAUGAAUAUAUAUUAUUUAUUUUGCCAAUCUUUUGCUUGUACCUACCAGCAACAUCUGUAUUGUCUAGCAACAACUUUCGAAAAUAUUCACGUAAGUUUAUUUAAAACUAAAUAAAGUCGUUCAAGUACUUCUACAACUAAAAACUACACAAAAGCAACAACAAAAUGUUGGGAAAAUACAACGAAAAAACUAUUAAAGGUAAAAAACGUAAGAAACACAAUGUGGUACAAAUAUAAAUAAAUAAGUAUGACACUGCCUCUCAGCAUAGUCAUAAACGUCAAAGUCUUUGAAUGCCCUAUACCUGAGUGACGCCUGUCAAAUUCAAAUAAGAGUACUGUUAUCUUCUAUAUUUUAUAUAGAUAACACAAAUAAUCCCUAAACUCUGAGGAACAUACUAGUAUCAACAGUCCUUGUUUUACUUAUCCAGCAGACCAGACAAAUCUUUUAAAAAUCUACUUUUGUGUGUACCUUUUCACAUACACGAAUAUAUUGUCCUUAGAAUUAUUAUGUAUGUCCCUACAAUUGUUAUGAAUCGUUUUGACAGAUGUUUUUUGACAUAAUAAGUGAGUGUGUACACAUGGUAAAUAUUUAAAUCGUCAAGCACAAUGUGUACAGUCUAACAGGCUCUAUAAGAGACUCAUUCAUUUUCAGUUCAGCGGAAUGCUAUUGUUGGAAGUGCAAAGUUAUAUAAACAAGGGAUCAUUUCAUAAAACAGGCAGGUUCUUUGUUUAUGGAAUUGUACACCUUCGAACGAUAGCAUCCCGCUCAGGUGAAUAUUAAUGAUUUGUGUAGAUGCCUUGUUAGAUUUUUUCAUUUCCAAUAAUUAUUGAUUUUGUUGAAUUUAUUGAAAAUAAGAGUCGCAGGUGUUUCAUGAACAUUUGUGAUGUGGUCAGCAGUUUUCGUUGAAUUUGAAGAGCUCGUUGUAUGUAGCAGAUGUUUGAGCUUCUAGUGUCUACUGCACUUAACUAUUAUGUCAAAUACAGGAAAAUGUUUUUGGUUUUCUGAUGUUAUCUUUGUAUUCCAUUUGUUUUUAAUUUAUUAUAAGAUUUAUUACUAUUUUUUUUUUUUGAAUAACAUGAGUUUGUAUAAUUUAAUAAAAUAAAUCCAUUUUAAAAAGGA
Messenger RNA from Diabrotica virgifera virgifera (western corn rootworm), 2818 nucleotides. Its product is annotated as B-cell receptor-associated protein 31. Lineage: Eukaryota; Metazoa; Arthropoda; Insecta; Coleoptera; Chrysomelidae. The record is from RefSeq and is a predicted model, not a curated record. Gene Ontology annotation, cellular component: endoplasmic reticulum; endoplasmic reticulum membrane. The transcript is spliced from 4 exons. Gene Ontology annotation, biological process: endoplasmic reticulum to Golgi vesicle-mediated transport; intracellular protein transport. The coding region runs from base 147 to 833 and encodes 228 amino acids.